Gryllus bimaculatus (two-spotted cricket) is the source of this 5672-nucleotide messenger RNA. The record is from the annotation of a GenBank genome assembly. NCBI's taxonomy places the organism in Eukaryota, Metazoa, Arthropoda, Insecta, Orthoptera, Gryllidae.
CGUUAAUCGUGUAUUGACAUGCAGGUGUACGAACUAGUAUUUUGACAGUACUGUUCAUUAUUCCGUUUUUUCAUUCGCUUGAAACAAGUUUAUUUAAUUCUCAGCAUACUCAAUACUGCCGCGAACUACAUUCUCGAGCGCGACGCGUAGUUUGGAAUUAUAAGCAAGAGUAUAGGUCCUGUAUAGGUCCCCUUGAAGCCAAGAUUGGAUGUUAGCAUGUUAGUGUGUGGUGGGUUACUUAUUCCAUUGUUCAAUGACUCUUAGAGGUUGUUUCAGCGGCGACGAGUGCGAAGUUGCGUGAAAGUGUAAAACAAGAUGGGAAAUUGUCUGAAAGGUUCUACUGCUGAUGAUAUUUCUUUGUUAAGGGGCAGUGAUAGCACUCGCGACUCGUCUUCGUCUGACCAGCUGGGUCCGCCACCACCAUAUCAGGAGAGUUUGCCAGUUUAUUACCCAUCUCCAAAUGUAAGCCGCCCAGUUACUCAACUCACUGAAGAAGAACAAGUAAAAAUUGCAAAAAGAAUUGGUUUGAUUCAACAUCUUCCCACCGGAACUUAUGAUGGUUGCAAAAAAAACAGAGAAUGUGUUAUUUGUAUGAUAGAAUUUAUGAUAAAUGAUCCUGUUCGGUACCUGCCUUGUAUGCACACCUAUCACGUUGAAUGCAUUGAUGAUUGGUUGAUGAGAAGUUUCACCUGCCCUUCUUGUAUGGAGCCAGUUGACGCUGCUUUGCUUACUAGUUACGAGACGAACUAGGAUGUUGAGGAAGGAAGUGCCAUGCUGGCAAAUAUGGAUGUGCAAUGUCAUUGCUAAUUGAGGAAGGUGAAGACUGAUGUGUUGUAGUGAAUUUUUGAGCUCUUGCUCCUUCGAAACUGUGAUGUGAAUGUAUUUCUGUGUGAUAAAUUGUAACUGCAAGCAGGGUACUACAUGAUCUUAAAAAAUCACUUAAGAUUGGCUUCUUGCUCUAGUGUUUGCUUGAGUCAACACCAGAAAUUCACGCCAAUGUAGUGGUCUACUUUGACUUUAUUUUCAUAAAAUGUGACAGUGGGUAGAAUUUAGGACCGUUGUGAUAAUUUAUGCUAGUUCUACUUAAUAUCUCAUUGGGAAAGUGACCGGUACUAUUUUGCGAAUGAUAUUAUAGUGACGUUUUAUUGCUAUGAAAUUCUUGUCAUUUUAAAUUUUGAGGAGUUGGUGGUUCGUUAGUGUGUUGUCAGCAUGUGUUGUGCUAGUGCCACAAUUUACUUAAAUCUAUUGGUUUUUAUUUCACAUUAACACAUUGUCAGUUACACACGACAGUUAAAAUUAUUAACAAAAGUAUUAGUGUUAAAGUUUUAAUUUGCAGGAUGGAAUAUUUGAAUAUGUUGAUUAAUAACAGAUUAGGUUCUAUCAAUGCGCAGGUAUGCCUUUGACAAUCUGAUAUUAAUUUUUCUGUGAACCAGAUUGCCUGAAUAGAAUUGUCUUGUGCAAUCCAUCUUCCUUUAAAUAUUUUAUGAAUUGUAAGGGUGCUUUAUUAUUGUGUGCGCGUAGAGAGAGAGUGAGAGAGAGAGAGAGAGAGAGAGGAGGAGGGAAUGAAAAAAUGUGUGGCAUGAUGAGUGGGAUAGAUCAUGAUGUUAUGAAAAAAAUUGUGAAAGGUAGAGGAGGCAGCUUUGUGAGUGUUACCGUGAGUGUUGCAUUACUAGCAUUUUAAAUCAUAAAGCAAUAUUACUUGAAGCUUUAAACUUUGAGGGACUUCUUUUAUUAUUAGAGUAGAUUUUUCCCUUGUCUUAUAUUUUACUACUUACCUUCGAUUUGUACAAUGAAUACAUUGUGCUAGCCUUCACAGAAUUGUACAGAAUGCCCAAGAAGUCAAGAAUUCAGUAUGAGAGAAGCUUAAUAAAAGAAUAUGUAAUUUUCAUACACAAUACAAUUCAACUGUAUCAAAAUUUAUAUUAUGUUAUAAUUAGGACAGAUUUAUUUACCCAUACAAGACCAAAAACUAUUUUGGGAUUUUCUAAAAAAGAUUCUUGAAAAAAGACAUUGUACAUUUGAGAGCUGUUGUUAAUAAAUUAUAAGAGGAAUCAGCAUGAGGAAUAUAGAAGGUACUGCAAGGCAGAGGAGGUUGUUAUUCUGAAGACAGAAGUGUAGGUAUGGUGGACUUUCUAAAUACUGUAUUAAAUGAUGUUGAAAUUUGUAUAAUGAGAUGGGGAGAGCGCAACCCUGUGGUGGUGAAAAUUAGCCCCAAAAAGUUUAUUGGGGGCUUGAAAAAACAUAAAUUAUGGUUAAUUUCUCUCUCUGCUUGCCAGUUGUAAAUUUCUUAAGAUUGGUAUUGUCAUUUGUAGAAAUAUGGGCACAGAUUUGAUCCUGACUGCAUUGUAAUGAGUAAAAUUGGAUGUUGCAUUAAAGAAUUACUUUUUUCGUGCAUCUUUGUAAAAAAAAAAAAUUUCAACAAAAUAUGUGAUGAUCUAAGCCUUAUGAAAGUAGACCUGAAAUAGAAAAUCGUAAAAGCAUGAUAAAAAUAAUGCAAACUAAUUCAUAUAUUCUAUUUUGUUUUUAGUAACUAAUUAAAGUAAUAAAUGGGUUUUCAGUGGAAGUAAUUUUCAAGAUAAAGAUAUGUCGGUUGUAAAGGGUAUGAAGAUUGGAUUAAUCUUCCAUCCCCUGUAAGUCUGAAUUCAAUAAGAGAAAAUACUUAAUGGAUGUAUUGUUUAGUAAUUUUGUCAUCUGGAUGCUUUGACAUUCCUCAGUGAUCGUCCAAGGUGCAGACAUAUCAUUGCGCUAGUAAUUAUGGUUCACGAGAAAAGUUUUGCAGAAAAUGUGCACUUGCCUCUGGGGUGAAAAAAAAACACCAAAAAAAUAACAAAAAACUAAAAAGACAAAACUAGAAUGAAUUCUUGCAAUUCUCACCAAAAGCCAAUCGUUUCUUGCAUGAAAUUUCUUUUACAAUUAGAUCUGUAAACAAAUUACUUUAACUUCUAGCAUAUCAUAUUUUAUGUGCUUGUUUCCUGGUCUGUGUGGAAAAUACAGAUCUUGCUAAUUGUAUUUAUUUUGAGCCUUCCCAUUACAUAUUUUUAAAAGUUUCCAGAUUUAUAGUUCUUCUGAUGUUUUAUCACAGUAUGCAUGGCAUGGUUUAAGAAAAUCUGUUCUUAUGAUGUCCAUCAAGAAAAAAAAUGAAAGGGAAAAAAUCUCAAGUACUUUUUUCUGUGCAUAUUUUUGAUAUUUCACAAAAAUUAUAUUUAUCUGUGGUAGUAUUUUGUAUAUUUGUUUUGCUGAACUACAAAGUCAUUGACAAUUUGAACCUACUGUGCUUUUAAAAUAGUUUGCCCGUCAGUUAGUCAUGUUGUUAUUGCUUCCUUUGCAAUGAACAGGGGUGUGAAAAAACUUUUUAUUCACUGUUAAUGCUUUGAUCAUCUUUAUACAAUGAACUCCAGAUAUUGUAUUGUUUGAGCUUUCCCUUCUCUAGUGUGCUUUAUACAUUGAGAUUACACUUGUAAUUAAAUUAGAAACUUAAACUGGUGCUCGUAGUUCGAUAUAUUGGCGGGUAGACUUAAGUAAAAGAUUUUUUAGUUGUUUAGAUCCUAGCAAAAUUGAAUGUUGAAUCUAUACCAAUUCUGUGAUACGAUUUUAACAUAGUUGUAUGAUGAGGGACCAUUUGUUUUUAGUUUCUGUAGGUUUUAUCAUAUAAUGAUUUUGCUGUGUGUGUUACUCACCAAAAAGAAUCCAAUUUUUGUUAAUUGCUUAUUUUCUGUUGAUAAAACUGCAUGUUUCUCACUCAAAUGUCUUGGCUGCUCUUCUUUGAGUUGCCAGGUUUGAGAAUGUAAAAAAUUGUAGCAACUUUAAAUUUGCAAUAGUCUAACAUCUGCUUGUGUUUCUCCUGUUGCAAAAUUAAUUUAAUAUGUGGUAACAUAGUCCAAAAAUUUGGAUAAUAUCAAUAUAGACAACAGACAACUUCAAUCAUUUCUCAUUUGAAUGCAGUUGAUGCUAUAAUAGGCAACAUCAAGUGGCUUGUAAUCCAUAUAUAAAGGUAGGAAAUAAAGCUUUUGAAAUUCAGUUUAGUGGAGUAAAUUUCUUGCUUAUUACUUUUUCCGAGACUUAAAUUUGAUUAGAAGUUUUUGAGAUUAUUUGUCAACUGUUCAAUAAAAAGGGCAUUAAUUAUGUAAGAAAAUGGCUUGCAUUUCCACGAAUUGUGAAUUUUUAUUAAAAGGUUUUCAAAAGAGAAUCUUUCUUUGCGUAAAUAGUGAUUGAAAUGAUAUUAGUAUGUCAUUUCUUGUAGUUUCUACUCCGUUAUGUUUCAAGUGGUUGUUUCUGUCGAGGGAUAGGAAAAUGAUUCAGUUUACUUCACAUGAAAUUUGUAUAUCUAAGUAAAUGGUUCAGGAAAAUGGGAAUCAAGCUUUUCAAUGAAUUCUUAUAGCAACUGUGAAAAUUAAAAAAAAUAUUAAUGAACACACACACACAAAUAUAGUGAUAAGAUUAAUUCAGAACACACAAUUUUUGUCACACAAGACAAGGUAAUGUGAAUCCUACUGCUCAAAAAACAUUAUGAACAGUUACCAUACACUCCACAGACAAUUGGUACAUUGGUGAAAAAGAAUCACAAAGUCUAUUCUGUGUAAAUUAUGCAUAAUUCAUUCAGAAUCUGUUCUAGAGCAUUUGCAAUUCAGGUUUAUAUUGUGCUUUUUACAUAUCUAAUCUUGUUACCUUAGUUACUUAGGUAUUUUUUUUCCUGUGCAGAACAAUUUUUUCAGAAAAUCAUGUCUAAAUUUUUUGCUUUGCUUUGCUAAAUCCAAAGUAUUUUUUCUGAUCAAUUCUUUUAUGCUGCUCACCACAUGUUAGAUUGGUGAUGGUCAAAAUAUCAAACAAUGAGUCACAAAACAUUAAUUAUUUAUUUGAGUAAUUAAUAAUUUUAGCUGCAAAAAAAAAUUAACAACGGCUACUGCUCAGUCACAGAAUUAUGUCUGGCAUUCAGUUUUGAUAAUGUGAGAGAGGGAAAUAAGUCUGAUAUGUGCCUGACUAACAGCUAAUUUUUGAAGACAAUUAUUCAGUGGGUUCUUUCUUUUUUUAUUUUGAAAGACAGUGUGUUACUCUUGAUAUUUUUAUUAAGCUGGUUUGAAAUGUUAGUUUAAUUUGAAUUUUUGAUUUAACGCUCGGAUCAUUUAAAGUAAGGAUUUUAUCAAGUUCAAACUAAUUAACAAAUACUGAUACUGAAAUUUCAGUUUGUUUGUGAAUGAUGGGUAAGAAAUAAAAUUUCUGUAUGUUUAUGAAACAAGCCUAUUUGUUUUUUGGAUUCUUAAAAAAUUUUUCUAAUAGUUUAAUCUAUUUAAUGUGGACCCUUUUUGGGCUAGCAUGUUGUACAGAGAAAAGUGAUAGAAUAUUGAAUUUGGGGUUCAUAUUCGGAAAAGAUCUGCUAAUGCAUUUCACUCUAAAGAAGGUUGCAGUAAGUAGAUUGAAGUGUUGGCAACCAUGCCUAGGAUGACACUAUUUCCUGCACGGUCAACUAUCAAUCCAUUGACUGUCUGUGGAAGCCUACAUCUUCACUGAUGGAAUACUAAAUGGUGAGAUCUCUGUUCAUGAGAUUCAUUGCUUUGACACUUUCUGAUCUCACUAUGAAAAGUCAAAUAAUGUGGUAUCAGUGGGGGAGAACAGUUGACAGAAAAUUGUUGCUGCAUAUAAAAUAAUUUGCUCCAACACCAGAAGUAGCACUUGUU